Molecule: messenger RNA, 1602 nt
Organism: Manis pentadactyla (Chinese pangolin)
Lineage: Eukaryota; Metazoa; Chordata; Mammalia; Pholidota; Manidae
Gene: HTR1B
Product: 5-hydroxytryptamine receptor 1B
Exons: 1
Coding region: 300-1472 (390 amino acids)
Biological process (GO): vasoconstriction; regulation of behavior; chemical synaptic transmission
Cellular component (GO): plasma membrane
Molecular function (GO): G protein-coupled serotonin receptor activity
Source: RefSeq, a predicted model, not a curated record
CUCAGCAGCGCGCGCUUGGGCUGAGAGGCCCCACCUGCGCACGCAGACCUCGCCCUGCAGCGGACGCCCGGCCCGCCAGGCCUCCGCGCCCCGCGCCCGGAGGGGCGGGGAGGGGGCCGCCCGCGCGGCCGCCGCACCCUGGGCCGCUAGUUUCCGCCGGGAACCCUGGCGGAGGAGCAGUCGAGGACCCCACGGAGCUGAGUGAGGACCAGGGACAGACUGUCUCCUCCGCGGCGCCUCCGCCCUGUGCCCGGGCGCUCCAUGCCCGGGAACUGCGCCCGGAGCCGCGGCCGGGAGACAUGGAGGGACCGGGCGCUCGGUGCGCCCCGCAGCUGCCCGCCGACCCCCACCCCGCGCUUCCCGCGGCCAACCUCUCCGCCGCUCCCGCCCGCAACUGCGGCGCCGAGGGCUACAUUUACCAGGACUCCGUCGCCCUGCCCGGGAAAGUGCUACUGGCCACGGUGCUGGCGCUCGUCACCUCGGCCACCACGCUCUCCAACGCUUUCGUGAUCGCCACUGUGCACCGGACCCGGAAGCUGCACACUCCUGCCAACUACCUGAUCGCCUCCCUGGCCGUCACCGACCUGCUCGUGUCCAUCCUGGUGAUGCCCGUCAGCACCCUGUACACGGUCACCGGCCGCUGGACCCUGGGCCAGGUGGUCUGCGACUUGUGGCUGUCGUCGGACAUCACCUGUUGCACCGCUUCCAUCCUGCACCUCUGUGUCAUCGCCCUGGACCGCUACUGGGCCAUCACGGACGCCGUGGAGUACUCUGCCAAGCGGACUCCGCGGCGCGCGGCGGGCAUGAUCGCGCUCGUGUGGGUCUUCUCCAUCUCCAUCUCGCUGCCGCCCUUCUUCUGGCGCCAGGCCAAAGCCGAGGAGGAGGUGUCGGACUGCGUGGUGAACACCGACCACGUCCUCUACACCGUCUACUCCACGGUGGGCGCCUUCUACCUGCCCACGCUGCUGCUCAUCGCGCUGUACGGCCGCAUCUACGUGGAAGCCCGCUCCCGGAUCCUGAAGCAGACGCCGCACAGGACUGGCAAGCGUCUCACCCGCGCGCAGCUGGUCUCCGACUCCCCCGGCUCCACGUCCUCGGGCACCUCGGCCAACUCGCGGGCUCCCGACGCGCCCAGCGAAUCGGGGUCCCCGGUGUGCGUGAACCAAGUCAAGGUGCGCGUCUCCGACGCCCUGCUGGAGAAGAAGAAACUGACGGCCGCCAGGGAGCGCAGGGCCACCAAGACCCUGGGGAUCAUCUUGGGGGCGUUUAUCGUGUGCUGGCUGCCCUUCUUCAUCAUCUCCCUGGUGAUGCCCAUCUGCAAGGAUGCCUGCUGGUUCCACCUGGCCAUCUUCGACUUCUUCACGUGGCUGGGCUAUCUCAACUCCCUCAUCAACCCCGUCAUCUACACCAUGUCCAACGAGGACUUCAAGCAAGCGUUCCACAAAUUGAUACGCUUGAAGUGCACAAGGUGACUUGUCAGUUGCCGUGCGGUCGCCAGGCGGCCUUUGGGGACCGUGUUUUGUCUGGUCCCACAGGUAGGUGGACCCUUCUUUCACUGGUGCUGGGGCGGAGUGAGGCUCUCUGCGGGGCGAGGGCCACGGC